AUGACAGUGACCGAAGUCGUUAAGCGGAUAGAGCUGGCUGAAGAAUUUGAGUUUGAUGAAGCAGCCCUUUCCUCCAUCGAAGCAGUUGCUCUAGCAAGUGACGAGGAGUUUGUGCAGGUGACUAAAGCUCUUUUCAAUAACUACUGGGGUCUUCCAAAGUUCCAAAAGCAGGAGAAAUGGGGGGAGUUUGUUCUUAGCACAAUUGAGAAAAGAGAGGACAGAUGCACGUUCUAUGCACAUCUGAUGGAGCGGCUGAGGGAGAACUGGGCAAAGCUAGACAUUCGCCUAAAGGAAAAGUUUGUUGUGCUUCUCAGAAAGCUCAUAAAAAAAAGAAUAGAGCACUCCGGCGCACAGAUAGAGACAUUUAUUGCAAAGGGGCCAGAUGCAGAGUUUGAUUGGCCCGUUAUGCAGGCAGUUAUUGAGAGCAAAGAGUCCUUAUCUGAGCAGGAAACAGAGUACUUGCUGGCAUAUCUCAUCAAGCAUGCAGACACAUACUUCACAAACUUCUUCAUCAAGCACGUUGCUCCCAUACUUAAGAGAGACGGAGUGUCGCAGGAAAUUGCAGACAGAGCAUACUCCGAGGGAAGCACCAGAAGGCUGUCUCCAAAGAUGAAAGAGCUUCUCUACUCAGUACAUGCAUGCGCCCGAGAUUAG
Molecule: messenger RNA, 654 nt
Organism: Nematocida ausubeli
Lineage: Eukaryota; Fungi; Microsporidia
Exons: 1
Coding region: 1-654 (217 amino acids)
Source: RefSeq, a predicted model, not a curated record